Molecule: messenger RNA, 1383 nt
Organism: Cokeromyces recurvatus
Lineage: Eukaryota; Fungi; Mucoromycota; Mucoromycetes; Mucorales; Mucoraceae
Exons: 3
Coding region: 86-1183 (365 amino acids)
Source: RefSeq, a predicted model, not a curated record
UUUUUUUUUUAUUUAUUUAUUUAUAAUAGUUGUUGAAAAUUACAUGCUUUUCUUUAUUUUAUAAGCUUUCUUUAUUCUUUCAUUUAUGACAUUUACAUCCUUUUUUAUAGGCCGUUCAAAAAAGAUUAUUCUUUUCUUUCAAUGUUUAAUUGCAUGUUUAAUAGGCUUUAUAUUGUUAUCAAUACAUAAAACUUAUUAUCUUCAACAAAGGAAUAUUGUAAUUCAAGAUACAAAUAAGGUGCAAGAAGAAAGUAUUAAAUUGACUCAUAAAGUCCCCCAUACUUUCCCUUAUACAAUCAUUACUGGAUCAAGCGCAAAUCAUGUGUGUUCCUUGGAAAAUUUUUUAUACUCUUUACAUCAAUUUCGACCUGAGAUAGAACCAGACCAAUUUCCUAAAGUGGUGGUUUAUAAUAUUGGAUUGAAUAGAACUCAGUUACCUAUUUUAGAACAACUUCAACAUAAUGGCUUAAUUGAUGAAGUGAUUAUGUUUGAUCAUGAACGAUAUCCUCGGUUUUGGGACGUAGCGAUUGAUGCUGGUCAAUAUGGUUGGAAGACAGGCAUUAUAAAUGAUGCUAGAGUAAGAUAUGGUGGUGUCUUGGUUUGGCUAGAUGCUGGUAAUCAAGUCACAAAAGACUUUAUCCUCAAUAUUAAACAAAUCAUUCUCGAGGAUCCCUUUUAUGGCUUUUGGUCCCCUAAGAGUGCCUAUGGGAUGGGUAAAUGGACUCAUCGAGGCAUGUUCAAGUUCUUUGGUGCUGAUGAAAAGAUAUAUAAAUACAAAUCGAAUUGUAAUGGUGCUGCUAUUGGUUUUGAUACAACUAAUUCAACUAUUGUCAAUACCAUCAUUAUUCCUUGGUUUGAAUGUGCUUUACAAAAGAACUGCAUUGCUCCUCCUGGUUCAAAUAGAGCAAACCAUAGACAAGAUCAAGCUGUCUUGACUUAUUUGGCUUAUCUUAAUGGUCAUAAAUGUAUUAUUCAUCCAAGAGAGUUUUAUAAAUUACAAACACAUCGUGAUGUAGCAUGUAGAUCUAAUUUAAUAGAGUUAAAUUUACAAAAUAAAUUACAUCAUCCAUCGUCUAUAGAUUCACCAAAAUGGGAAAAGGUAGAUACAAUUGUAUUAUAUAAUCAUCCAGAAUGGAAAUAUCCACAAGAUAAAAUACCUAUAAAUAUAAGGAAGCCAUUAUAAUAAAUCUGGUUUUGCACAUUUACGUAAUUCAAUUGCUUUUGUCUUUGGACAUUGCAUUUCUUGCCAUGAAAUGGGUAUCAUUGUUGCACCUGCAACACUGGUCGCAUAAAUAACACCUAAUUCAUUUUUGGCUGUUGAUAAAAAGUAAGAACGUGCAUCACCUAACGAAAUAACCUCUGCCUUAAUCACAUCGCCUGGUC